Messenger RNA from Aspergillus ibericus CBS 121593, 2835 nucleotides. Its product is annotated as pentatricopeptide repeat protein. NCBI's taxonomy places the organism in Eukaryota, Fungi, Ascomycota, Eurotiomycetes, Eurotiales, Aspergillaceae. The transcript has a single exon. The record is from RefSeq and is a predicted model, not a curated record. Gene Ontology annotation, molecular function: protein binding. The coding region runs from base 194 to 2647 and encodes 817 amino acids.
CUCGCUGUCUACUCCCUCACCUAGCAUCCCUCUGCCCACUGGGAUUCCUCCAGGCCACUCGUGCUCCCCCUGCCUUCUUCCUGACUUACGGCCAGCCGCGCUUGAAAAGCAGCCGGCUCCGUCCUCAGUUAAACUGCUCGAGUUUUCCUCGGGACAUGCAGGGCUGAUCCAAUGCCACGAUGUCUGCCAUCUCAUGCCUCCUCCCAAUAGGUACCAGAGCUCACCCGACCUGCGACUACCCCCCUCGCAGCAGUUGGAUACGAGCCUUCCCGCCCGCUACGCUUCGAUGUCAACCCCCGACUCGUUCUCCUACAAUGCCUCUAUCAGACGACUCGGUUCCAGGCGUGCUCGCCCUACCGCGGCGUCGUUAGCAGACCUUUUCGUCGGCUCCUUGGUCAUGGCAGGGUACUGCCAUGAACACGCCCCUCGCGCCAGGCGGCUGUCUACAAUUCCCAUGAAUAAUCCAGGGGGCAACGUGGUUAGAUGGCAGGACCGGCGUUUGGCACACCGCAGGCAAUUGUCGUCAAAACAUCGUCUUGAUUGUCUAGGCGCAUCAGCGGGGGCGCUGCAUCAUUCAAGUGCACAACGAAUGAUUAAUUCCGGGGUUGCAUUGAGAGUGGAAGAUGAUGAUGGCCAAGAGAGCCGUUUUGCGAACAGCCCGUCCAAGCGCCCUUCAUUCGACAAGCGUUACCAAGGCACGAAUACGAAUUCAACGUUACAACACCAAAAUGCUGGGUUGCAGGAAACAUCUCUGGAAACAUCUAGCAGACAGAUACCAACGGCAGAUACGAACCCAACCAGCGCAGAUAGCUCUACUGCGAGCCUCAGCACCCCUGAAGGUGAGGGAAUGAGCAAGCCAGAGAAAUAUCGUCACUACAGGAGAACGAGUCCAACCAAGAAGACAUACAUAUCAACCUCGCACGUAUACCGAGCUGCCUUUGGUGAUUCACUCAACUGGAAACAGGCAGUUGAUCUUGUCGCUCAUGAGGCACCAAAGGCGUUGCCCGCUAUUGAUGCCUCCCAGAAGAAGGUGGACAACUCGCGCGAUGCCUUGGAGUACCGUUCCGUCGAGAUCUUUUUGGACGCUAUGUGGGACGAAAAGAUCUCCAACCAUUAUGUCUUUCGACUCUACCGAGAUCUUCCUGCCCCCGGAGUUGCGUACUUGUCCAAGAGCUCUCGGGGGGCUCUCUUACGUCGAUUCGCCGAUCCUCCGCAUCGCCGUUGGGUCGAUUCUCGGCGCUAUCUUGCGUUGGUGGAUGAUAUGGUUGCUGCAAAGCUGCCCAUGUCCCUCUCACUGUGGAGUUCCGCUAUACAUCUUGCAGGCCGGGCAUCAGGCAAGGUUCGCCAGCGAGAUUUGGUCAAGGCGAUUGGUAUCUGGCAGCAAAUGGAACAUUUGGGAGGUAUCAAAUCCGAUGGCGUUGUAUUCACCAUCCUCUUCGAUAUUGCCAUCAAAGCGAGCCAGUUCACUGUUGCGGAACGACUAUUGGAAGAAAUGAAGAAGCGUAAUAUCCAGUUCCGUCGCUUCGGGAAGGUCUCGCAGCUGUAUUAUUGUGGCAUGCAAGGGGAUGUUGCUGGCAUCCAGCAGGCGUUCGAAGAAUUUGUGUCGAGUGGUGAGAUUGUUGACACGGUCGUCAUGAAUUGCCUAAUGGCGUCCUUCAUUCGCGCGGGGGAUGUGGAAACAGCACAGCAGAUUUAUGCGCAAAUGAUGGAGGCUCAGGCUACCUUGCAGCAAGCAGGCGACCAGAGUCUCGGGUCGCAACAUCCAGGAAGUCCCAAUCUUGUGUCAGAGAUGAACCUAUAUCGAAGCCGAGUCAGAAAGUUAGGUCGGGUUCUGCAAGAAUCCACAUCACUCCAAGGCAUCCUGCCUGACCACCAUCGGGCCCUUCAAAAUUCAGUUCGGGCGAUUCCUGACACGCGGACGUUUCAUAUACUUCUCUCGUUGCACGCCCACAAAACGGCCGAUAUACAUGCAUUUAUGUCUGUUCUUGCAGACAUGGAGAAAGUAUUUGUGGUGCCCCCGCGUGGUAUGAUCUACCUUUUACUUUUCGAUGGGUUCGCCCGAAACGGGCGCCACCGCAAGGGCUGGACGGCCGAACGGUUGCAAGUGACAUGGAAAGCCUAUCUACGUGCUCUCUAUGAGUCAAGGGGGCGACUCACUGAAAUGUACCGCAGUCAUCAAGGGAAGCCGGUUGCGGAGAAUGCGUCACACGGUGGCCCCGUCGCUCUCGACGUAGGCUGGCCUUCUAUCUCGCGAAAGCCAAGCGGCCUAUAUACACCAUUGCCCUUGGCUGGCACCGCUACCAAGGGGUCUGGUGAUGUUCGAAAUCAGGAACAGCAAGUCAUGGAGCCGUCGGACGAGGAUAUCGAUAUUGACGAAUUGUUCAAACAGCAAGCUCAGAACCCACAGCCUGAGCCGCAAGCGUCGGAAGAGAAUGAGCGUCGGAUCGAGAAUGGCGUAUUUCUCGGUCGCCGGAUGAUCAUCAUCAUUCUCCGGGCAUUUGGCGCUUGCUGUGGACCGGACGAGCUCACGAGGGUCUGGCUGCAGAUCGAACGGAUCUGGCAGCCCGAGAAGCGCAAGGCGCUGGACGUCCUGGCUGUCAAGGAGGAACUAGAGAGGCAGAUGAAUAGACUCCAAGGGCGUUACUAAAUAAAGGGGACUAGGAAUGGGACGGGGAUGCAUGUAUAGUAUUAUAGACCUGUUAUAUAUACCCUCAGGCGCAGCCUGAUUACGGUGUUUCCAACGGCACCCUCGGCGGAUGCCGCUUGUUUUCCUGUACAGUGGACAAGCUCAUGUGUUUUUACUAUUACUUUAGUUUCUGAAAUCACUUAAAAUGC